Messenger RNA from Charadrius vociferus (killdeer), 1160 nucleotides. RefSeq names its product dual specificity phosphatase 3 (gene DUSP3). Gene Ontology annotation, molecular function: MAP kinase phosphatase activity; protein tyrosine/serine/threonine phosphatase activity. Lineage: Eukaryota; Metazoa; Chordata; Aves; Charadriiformes; Charadriidae. Gene Ontology annotation, biological process: negative regulation of MAPK cascade; protein dephosphorylation. The record is from RefSeq and is a predicted model, not a curated record. The transcript is spliced from 3 exons. The coding region runs from base 1 to 462 and encodes 153 amino acids. Gene Ontology annotation, cellular component: cytoplasm.
AUGUCUCCAGAACUGUAUUUGGUAAAAAGGUUCAUAGCCAAGAACAUUACGAAGCUGCAGCGCCUGGGGAUAACCCAUGUUCUGAAUGCAGCGGAGGGGAAGUCAUUCAUGCAUGUGAACACUAAUGCAGAGUUCUAUGAAGGCACAGGCAUCAGAUACCACGGCAUUAAAGCUAACGAUACUCAAGAAUUUAACCUCAGUCGCUAUUUUGAGGAGGCAGCUGAUUUUAUUGAGAAAGCACUUUCCCAGAAGGAUGGACAAGUGUUUGUGCAUUGCCGUGAGGGCUACAGUCGUUCUCCUACACUGGUCAUCGCCUACCUCAUGCUUCGCCAGAAUAUGGAUGUCAAGUCUGCAUUGAGCACUGUCCGGCAGAAGCGAGAGAUUGGCCCCAAUGAUGGCUUUCUAAGGCAGCUUUGCCAGCUUAAUGAGCAAUUAGUGAAGGAGGGCAAGCUGAAGCCCUAGAGCAGAGCACUGUAGUAUUUUCUGAAGUUUCUCAAACCACCAGAGGAUGUCUUAGGUGCUUUAGGUUCCCAAACCCCAACCACCAAGCUAAAUUGCGUAAUGUGAGGGAGACAGAAUUUGCGGUCUUGUCUAGUGAAAGUAUCUUUCUUGAACACUGGGUCUGUCUUUCAGGAUGGCACAAAAUUGUGUCACUGUUUGGAGCUGUUGCAAUAAAGAAGUGGUUUUAGACGGGUAACUCCAGUGAUAACAGCUGUCUUCACAUGUAUUUCAUGUGCUGCAGACUCUGUAGCAGAUGUGGUUUGCAUUGACAUUGAGUAUGAUUCAUUUAAGCCUUGUCUGGUGUCCCACCAGAACACCAUUUUCUGUGAGCCCCAACACAUCUCUUCACUCACUCUUAAUUGAAGUACUGUAUUUUCUAAAGGUUCUUUUUCAUGCACACAGGUGCCUAAAGUUUGAGUGUAGGAGCUUCAAGGAAUGGAGAAGCAAAUAUACAAAUGCGCAGAUGCACUCACUGGUAAAAUGAAGGGUAUGCAGUGUUGUGUUUAGUGUGGAUUUAUGCAAUACACAGUGCUUGGUAGUAAAGCCAUUCAGAGCCCAAUCUCGAUGCACACUGUAUUUCCAAGAAUAUUUGUACCUCUUGCUGUUGUGAUUGACAUGGAAUAGUCUGAUAUUAAAUGCUCUUUUAUUUUUGUUUUGAA